UGUCACAAACGUCCUAUCAUCGCUCGACAUGAGGUCCAGGCUUUUGUGGCUAUUAUAUCACUUGUAAAUAAGUAACUAAAGAGAGAUUUUAUUAAGGUCAACAGAUAAAUAAAGCAGGAUAACUAAUGUGUUAUUUAGUAAUACACCCCUGCCCAUUGGAUACGAUGGUAUAAUCCAAGCGGUAGUAAAGACCUGUGUGACAAUCAAGCCUCUGACAACGGGGAAAACUUCACUUUUAUAGCAAGUAAAUACUCUACAGAGGCAAAAAGCGGUACUGUACAAUGUCUUUGAAGCCGCGGGGUGGUGGAUUUGACGAGACAUGGAACAAGCUACUGACUACAAUCAAGGCAGUUGUGAUGCUCGAUUAUGUGGAGAGAGCCACAUGGAAUGAUCGGUUCUCCGACAUUUAUGCACUGUGUGUUGCAUACCCAGAACCACUGGGUGAACGAUUGUACACAGAGACCAAAGUGUUUCUUGAGAACCAUGUUCAGCAGUUGUACAAGAAAGUACUGGAGUCGGAGGAGAAAGUUUUGGUGAUGUAUCACAGGUACUGGGAUGAAUACAGCAAAGGAGCUGACUACAUGGACUGUCUGUACAGGUACCUUAACACUCAGUUCAUCAAGAAGAACAAACUCACAGAAGCAGAUCUACAGUACGGUUACGGGGGAGUGGACAUGAAUGAGCCACUGAUGGAGAUUGGAGAGUUGGCGCUUGAUAUGUGGAGGAAACUAAUGAUUGAGCCCCUGCAGGCUGUCCUGAUCCGGAUGCUACUGAACGAAAUCAAGAAUGACCGAUGUGGUGAGAACCCCAACCAGAAAGUUAUCCAUGGGGUCAUCAACUCCUUUGUUCAUGUGAACAGUACAAGAAGAAGUUUCCCACUAAAGUUUUAUCAGGAAAUCUUUGAGGGGCCAUUUCUUAUCAAAACAGGAGAGUAUUAUAAACAGGAAGCCUCCAAUCUACUUCAAGAAUCCAACUGCUCACAGUAUAUGGAGAAGGUUUUGGCACGGUUGAAAGAUGAGGAGGUGCGAUGUCGGAAAUACUUGCACCCUAGCUCCUAUGCCAAAGUCAUCCAUGAAUGUCAGCAGAGGAUGGUGGCUGAUCACCUACAGUUCCUUCAUGGGGAGUGCCAGAACAUCAUUCGACAGGAGAAGCGAGAUGACAUGGCAAACAUGUACACCUUGUUGCGAGCUGUAUCUAGUGGGUUGCCUCAUAUGAUCCAGGAGCUGCAAGUCCAUAUCCACAACGAGGGCCUUCGAGGCACCAGUAACCUCUCUCAGGAAAAUAUGCCCACACUGUUUGUUGAGUCAGUGCUUGAAGUUCAUAGUAAAUUUGUUCAACUCAUUAACACCGUUCUAAAUGGAGAUCAGCACUUCAUGAGUGCACUUGACAAGGCAUUGACAUCAGUAGUGAACUACAGGGAGCCUAAAUCCAUCUGUAAAGCUCCUGAACUCCUGGCCAAGUAUUGUGACAAUCUUCUGAAGAAAUCUGCAAAGGGAAUGACUGAGAAUGAGGUGGAGGACAAACUGACGAGCUUUAUUACAGUUUUCAAGUACAUAGAUGACAAGGACAUUUUUCAGAAGUUUUAUGCCAGAAUGCUUGCAAAACGGUUAAUACAUGGUUUGUCAUUGUCAAUGGAUUCUGAAGAAGCCAUGAUCAACAAAUUAAAGCAAGCUUGUGGCUAUGAGUUCACGAGCAAACUCCACAGAAUGUACACAGACAUGAGUGUGAGUGCAGACCUCAACAACAAGUUCAACAAUUUUAUCACACAGGAGACGGUGGUGGACUUGGGCAUCAGCUUCCAGAACUAUGUAUUACAGGUGAGCAUGAUUUUACCGCAGACCUUCCUUGUAUUUCCCAACUGUUACAAAACAGAUUGUUGA
Thalassophryne amazonica is the source of this 1880-nucleotide messenger RNA. RefSeq names its product cullin 2 (gene cul2). The record is from RefSeq and is a predicted model, not a curated record. The transcript has 15 exons. Lineage: Eukaryota; Metazoa; Chordata; Actinopteri; Batrachoidiformes; Batrachoididae. Gene Ontology annotation, molecular function: ubiquitin protein ligase binding. Gene Ontology annotation, cellular component: Cul2-RING ubiquitin ligase complex; SCF ubiquitin ligase complex. Bases 282 to 1880 code for a protein of 532 amino acids. Gene Ontology annotation, biological process: SCF-dependent proteasomal ubiquitin-dependent protein catabolic process; protein ubiquitination.